Messenger RNA from Apis florea (little honeybee), 1726 nucleotides. RefSeq names its product DNA polymerase alpha subunit B (gene DNApol-alpha73). Gene Ontology annotation, biological process: DNA replication; DNA replication initiation. Lineage: Eukaryota; Metazoa; Arthropoda; Insecta; Hymenoptera; Apidae. Gene Ontology annotation, cellular component: alpha DNA polymerase:primase complex. Gene Ontology annotation, molecular function: DNA binding. The record is from RefSeq and is a predicted model, not a curated record.
AAGCACCAUGUUAUUUCCCACGGUAUCUCUGUGAAUAGUGGGGCAAAAGAUUGCCAGGGGCGGAUAGUUUGUGGAGAGAGGGGUAGAAGGAGAAAUAGUCUCCUGACUCUGUGCAUAUUCGUCAGAAAAGAGGGGGAAAGAGGACAGCUCGGUGAUCGACCUAAAGUUUUACAUGAUCUGGUACAGCAACAAAUUAAAAGAGCAAGGAGUCCAUCAGCAGAAUUAGAGAAUGAUACAAAAUUACGGGCAAUAGAACAAAUUUUUCCACCAUCGAUAUAUACAUCAAAUUUAAAUGUACCUAUUCGUUCACCGAGCAGUACAGUUAAGGCUAAGAUUCUUUUAUAUUUUGGUCCAAAUAUUCAGAAUUGGAAAACUCAAAACGAUUACGAAAUAUCGAUCGUUCAAGCUGACAAUCCCCAUAUACCAAAAGAUGCAGUAUACAUGUAUGAAAUGCUUUUUAAACAAGGAGUUUUUCUCAGCAAUCGUUGUAAAAGUUUUGGUGAGCGUCUAUGUUAUACUUGGAAUGAAAUGGGACCUUCGAAUUCUAAUAUGCGUUACGUGAGAAACAUAAUGUGUAUAAGUCAAACAACAUUUAGAACAUGGGGUAGAAUAUUUAUAAUGGAUGAUACUUCUACUGGCAGUAAAAUUGUUAUGUUGGAAGGUUCUAAAACAAAUGUUGGUGAAAAAAAUGCUCCUGUUAUACGUUUAGACCUUAGUGGAGUUAAACAUUAUUCACUAUUUCCUGGUCAAAUAAUUGCAGUGGAAGGUUUUAAUACCACUGGAGAUACUCUAAUAGUAAAACAAUUAUUUGUUAAAGGAUAUGCACAAUUAUUUGAUGAACCAAAAUUAUCAAUAGAUAUAAAAAUUUAUGUUGCGGUUGGCCCAUUUACAUCCUCUGACAAUUUAAAUUAUCAACCAUUGUGGGAUCUUAUGAAUCGCGUUGUAGAAGAAGAACCAAAUAUAUUAAUAUUAAUUGGACCUUUCAUAGAAUAUACACAUCCUGAAAUUAAAAAGUGUACCUUGAAAGAAACAUAUCAAGAUUUUUUUGAUACAAUUUUAAUGAAGAUUCUACAAUAUUUGCAAGGGAAAUCAACACGUAUUGUAUUAGUAUCUUCUAAUCGCGAUGCGCAUCAUGAUUCAAUUUUUCCGACACCAGAAUUUAUUAUAAAUACAAAUAAAAUUGGAUCAAAUGUGGCGAAUCUUUAUUCCAUGCCAGAUCCUUGCAUAAUAAAUAUAGAUAACUUGUAUAUAGGAAUAACAUCAGUUGAUAUCCUUAGACAUCUUGGACAGCAAGAAGUAUCGAAUACACCUGGAAUGGAUAGGCUCGGUCGGUUAGCUGAUCAUAUAUUGUCUCAAACUACAUUCUAUCCUUUGUAUCCUCCUCUUUCUGGCUUGAAUCUUGAUACAACACUUUGGACAAAGUACGCCUGUUUUGAGCGGCAACCACACAUAUUGAUUUUACCUUCCGAUGUGAAAUAUUAUUGCAAAUCAUUAAAUAAAUGUCUCGUUUUAAAUCCAGAACGAUUGCGAAAGUAUAUCUAUGCUAAAUUAUACAUACGAUCAAUGAAUAAUAGGAAAUGGGAUCCAAACAAUAUAUCUUGUGAAAUUGCAAAAAUCUAAAUAUAAGCGUUUUUUGUUUUUUGCAAAAUAAAUUAUAAAAAAAUAAAAAAAUGUAAAUUUAUAUAUUUAUUAUUUAAAAUACGAGGUUAAAAAAUAAUGAAAAGAA